Molecule: messenger RNA, 1675 nt
Organism: Lotus japonicus
Lineage: Eukaryota; Viridiplantae; Streptophyta; Magnoliopsida; Fabales; Fabaceae
Product: protein ECERIFERUM 26-like
Exons: 2
Coding region: 140-1462 (440 amino acids)
Molecular function (GO): acyltransferase activity, transferring groups other than amino-acyl groups
Source: RefSeq, a predicted model, not a curated record
CUUCUACCAUCCCAUUAUUGCCUUCCUAUAAAUGAAACUACACACACCCUUCCUUCCAUCAUCGAAAUAACACACACACAACACAACACACACAUACCCUUCCAAGUUCCAAUUCUCUCAUUAAUCUCUGUUAAUUCUAAUGGGUUCUCUACCUGAUUUCGAAACCACCCCUGUGAGCUCAAGAAUCUCCACGGUGGUUCCAGCCACCCCAAGAGGCGAAGAAAACGGUGCAUAUCAGCUGAACUACAUGGACUUGCUCAUGAAACUCCACUAUAUCCGACCCGUUUACUUCUUCAGCUCUGAAGCUGUGCAGGGUCUCACAGCCUGUGACUUGAAGGGACCUAUGUUCCCGUUGCUGGACAAAUACUCCCAUGUUUCGGGUCGGAUCAGGAGAUCCGAGUCGGGUAGACCGUACAUCAAGUGCAAUGAUGCUGGUGUGCGCGUUGCGGAGUCGCACCAGGAGAUAACGCUGAGAGAGUGGUUUGAUGAAAAUGGGUAUGGAGUUGAGGGACUUGCACCGGAUCACGUGCUUGGUCCCGAUCUUGCCUUUUCUCCUUUGCUUUUCAUUAAGUUCACUUGGUUCAAAUGUGGAGGACUGUCCUUAGGACUAAGCUGGGCUCAUGUCCUUGGAGAUGCAGUUUCAGCUUUUAAUUUCAUCACCAAGUGGAGUCAGAUCCUGGCGGGUAACCCCCCACCAAAAUCACUUCACAUCUCAAAUCUCUCUGAACCUCAAUUCCCAACUAAGUCCCUCAAUAUUGAGAAACCCUCUAUCAUUAAAAAGACCAGAAUUGUUGGUGAAUUCUGGCUCGCCACUAACGACAACGACGUGGCCACUCACACUUUCCACAUCACAUCCAAACAACUUCAGCAGCUGCUAACGGCCACAAACCAAACCAACAACGCCACAAAAGUUGAAGCUUCAUAUUUUGAAAUUAUUUCAGCAUUGGUGUGGAAAUGCAUAGCGCAAAUAAGUGAUGGCUCUGGACCAAGGGUUGUGACAAUUUGCACAAGUGACUCUAACCGUGCUGAAAAUGAGUUCCCCUCCAACGGCCUCGUGUUGAGCAAAUUCGAGGCAAGUUCGGCUGCUGGGAAAUCUGAUGUGUUAAAAUUGGCUAAGCUGAUUGCUGAGAAAAGGACUGUUGAGAAUCAUGCUAUGGAGAAGUUGGUGGAUGAAGGUGAAGGGAAAGAGGACUUUAUUGUUUAUGGAGCGAACUUGACUUUUGUAGAUUUGGAAGAAGCUGAUUUUCGCGGUGUGAAGCUGAAUGGACAUAAACCGGUUAUGGCGAAUUGUACUUUCCGUGGGGUGGGUGAUCAAGGUGUUGUUUUGGUUCUUCCGGCACCGGAAGAUGGUGGUGGUGAUGGAAGGAUUGUGACGGUUUCGUUGCCUGGGAAAGAACUGGAUCAGUUGAAAGCUAAGCUAGAAGGAGAAUGGGGUAUAAUUUGCUCACGUCCGGGAUUUUGAUUUUUCACGGUGUGAUUGUGUUAAGUUGUGGUUAUGUGGAUUGUUUUCAUAUUGUUUGUGAUGCGUGUUAGGGAUCUGCAAGUUAUUGAAUAAGGGAUUAUGGUCUUAUAGAGUUUGAUUUAUAAAGGAAUCACUUGUGAAAUUACUAAAUGGAAUGUAAUACUUUUUAUAUAUAUAUAAGCUUUUAAUAGAAGUGUUUUAAUUUUGAUCUUA